AUGAGUAAUAUACAGAAGAUCUCUGAACUCAUUUCCAAACACUUGGGAGUGACUGACGAAGACUUUACAUUAUCUAAGUUUGUCGUUAGCUUGUAUGAGGAAUCCAAGGAGUCGUCUGAUUCCAAUGGAGUCGACUUAUCAGCAGAGUUCAAGAAGCAACUUAUAGACAAUGGAGGAGAGUUUCCUACAGAAUUCAUUGAUUCAGUCCUCCAAACCUUAUCAACGAAGGUGAAGAUAGAACCAGAGGUGAAAGAAGAGUUGAGUGCAUUGUCUAUUCCUGAUAAAGUAGUUGAAUUCGAACCUGAAGAAACUAUCAAGCAAGAAAAUGAUACACAUAGACAGGAACCUGUAAAGAAAGAAUUCAUCAAGAGUGAAGUUAUAGAGAAUACCUCAAUUAAACAGGAAUACUCAAAGGACAGAACAUAUGUCAAACAGGAGCCCAUAGAUAUAAAAAUUGGAGGCAUUUACCAAGGACUGGUAAUAAAUAUAACGUCUUAUGGUGCAUUCAUAAGGCUAGGAACCACAACUGGAUUGUGUCAUAUUUCCCAAAUAUCUAGUGACGGUUCAAGGAUACGACUGCCCCAUGACAUUAUCAAGGUACAUCAAGAAGUUUAUGUCAAAGUCGUGAAGAUGGGUAAGGAUAAAUUCAACAGACAACAAAUUAGCUUGAGUAUGAGAAAUAUCGAUCAACUUAUUGGGAUUGAAGAACAACCAAGAGGUAGACAAACCAAAAUCAUAGAAAACAAGAAAAGGAGGCUAACUUCUCCAGAAAAAUGGGAGAUCAGACAAUUAAUAGCUUCGGGAGUUGCUAAAGCUGAAGAUUACCCUGAAUUAAAUGGUAUAGACAAUGAAAUACAAGAAACCCCAGAGGAGGUGGAGAUAGAUAUAGAAUUAAAGUUCAAUGAACCAAGCUUCUUGAAGGGCCAAACAGCAGAAUUGAACCUCGAACCUCCAAAAUUAGUCAAAAAUCCCGAAGGUUCUAUGGAAAGAGCAGCCAACCAAGGGUCUAAUUUAGUUAGAGAGUACAAAGAAAAGAAGAUCAAGGAGAUAAGGGACAAUAAUAGAAAGGUUGGAGGUUCAGAUCCGUUGAAGAAAGAGAAAGUUGAAAUGAAAUGGAAAGAUUCUCAAAAGAAAGUGACAUACGGUAAAAGAACAAAUUUGUCUAUGAAACAACAAAGGGAAUCAUUACCUGUGUACUCCAUGAGACAAGAAUUGGUAGACAAGAUCAAGGAAAAUCAAUUUCUAGUAAUUGUUGGGGAAACUGGUUCAGGUAAAACCACACAGAUAGUCCAGUAUUUAGCAGAAGAAGGAUUCAAUGAAAUGAAUGGCGAACACAAAAUUAUUGGAUGUACUCAGCCUAGAAGAGUAGCUGCUACUUCAGUGGCUAAGAGAGUUGCCGAAGAAAGAGGUACCAAAUUGGGAGGCGAUGUAGGUUAUCAUGUUAGAUUUGAUGACACUUCUAGUCCUGAUACCAAUAUCAAGUACAUGACAGAUGGGAUGCUUCAAAAGGAAGCAGUUACUGACCCUGAAAUGUCUAAAUACUCUGUCAUCAUGUUAGAUGAAGCUCAUGAAAGAACCAUAGCAACUGAUGUUUUGUUUGCAUUAUUGAAAAAGGCAGCCUUAAAGAAUCCCAAUCUCAAAGUAAUCGUAACGUCUGCAACUUUGGAUUCCAAGAAAUUCAGUAAAUAUUUUAACAACUGUCCCAUAGUAACAAUUCCAGGUAGAACAUUCCCUGUAGAAGUAUUAUACACCAGAGAACCAGAAUUGGACUAUUUAACGGCAGCCAUCAAUGCAGUGAUUCAAAUUCAUGUUUCUGAAGCUCCAGGUGAUAUUUUGGUAUUUUUGACAGGUCAAGAAGAAAUAGAUACAAGUUGUGAAGUACUUUUUGAAAAAGUUAAAAAUCUAGAUUCCGAAUUGAUAGUAUUACCAGUCUAUUCAUCAUUACCCAGUGAAAUGCAAAGUAAAAUCUUUGAGAAAACCGAGUCCAGGAAAGUUAUACUUGCCACCAAUAUUGCUGAAACUUCCAUUACUAUCGAUGGGAUUUAUUAUGUCAUCGAUCCGGGAUUUGUGAAAAUAAAUGCAUAUGAUCCUACCACGGGGAUGGAUAGUUUGAAAGUAGUGCCAUGCUCACAAGCACAAGCUAAUCAAAGGAGUGGUAGAGCUGGAAGAACGGGACCAGGAAAAUGUUAUCGAUUAUACACAGAAAAAGCUUAUAAUGAAGAAAUGAUGCCUAAUAGUAUUCCUGAAAUUCAAAGAAGUAAUCUUUCCAAUACUAUUUUACUUUUAAAAGCCAUGGGUAUUAAUGAUCUACUUAAUUUCGAGUUUAUGGAUCCUCCUAAAACCCAUACUUUAUUGAAUGCUUUACAAGAAUUAUAUAUUUUGGGAGCUUUGGAUGAUGCAGGAUAUUUGACAAGAUUAGGUAAGAAAAUGUCUAAUUUUCCUAUGGAACCCCAAUUAUCCAAAACAUUGAUUUCCUCCAUGGAUUAUGAAUGUUCAGAAGAGAUAGUCACUAUCAUUGCCAUGUUAUCAGCACAAAGCAUUUUUUAUAGACCUAAAGAUAAAGCUAAUUUAGCUGAUCAAAGAAAAGCUCGAUUCAAUCAUUCAAGUGGAGAUCACAUCACUUUAUUAAAUGUCUAUAAAUCAUGGGUUCAACAUGGCUUUAGCAGACAAUGGUGUCAAGAUAAUUACAUUCAAGAAAGAAGUUUAAAAAGAGCCCGAGAUGUGAAGAAUCAAUUAACAAAAAUAAUGAAGGUCACACAAUCUUGUGGAUUAGAUUAUGAUAAGAUUUUGAAAUCGUUAUGUUCAGGAUUUUUCCGUCACGCAGCUAAAAGGGAUCAUCAAGAAGGAUUCAAAACCUUGGUGGAAGGUACAAAUGUAUAUUUACAUCCUUCAAGUUCUUUAUCAACCAAAAGUCCUGAUUAUGUUAUUUAUCAUACAUUAUUAUUAACCACCAAAGAGUACAUGCAUUGUGUAACUACUAUAGAUCCUAAUUUUAUUAUUGAAGCGGCGCCUCAAUAUUUCCAAAAAGCCGACCCUUCGAAAGUUAAACGUCAAAAAAUCGUGCCCUUGUACGACAAAUUUGACAAGGAACAAUCUUGGAGAUUAUCUGCUCAAGUUGCAGCCAGAAAAAAAGCUUUGGAAAGUCUACAUUGA
Messenger RNA from Yamadazyma jaroonii, 3153 nucleotides. The record is from the annotation of a GenBank genome assembly. Lineage: Eukaryota; Fungi; Ascomycota; Pichiomycetes; Serinales; Debaryomycetaceae.